AUGAGGAAAUACAAAUCAAGGAGAAUAUCCCAUGUAGCCGAGGAACAAAUUAUUUGGUUAGAAGGACAAUCCUUAAAUCGUUACAUUGAUAGCAAUGUAAGGAUAAAAUUUGGUUCUACUUUUUCUCAAUCUCCACUUCAGCUCUGCAGAUUCGUCUUUAAUAAUAAUGGCAAUGUGGAGGCGGUAUGUCUUAUUCCAUACAUAGGCGGAAUAUUAAAUGAAGCAGUACAGAAAGACAUUGAUGUUAGUGUUGAAGAAAUUGAUAGCGAUGGAAAAAUACUCAAUAAUAAAACUUAUCCUCACUCAUUUAUAACUUAUAUAAUAGGAGAUUUUGAACUGAGUGGAGACAGGCAUAAAUUAAAAGUUGUUUUCAAGAUAUGCGAAGAAAAUGCCACUGAAACUGUCAUACAAACUGAAGAAACAACUCCUUUUGGAUACGAAUUUGAUACUAAAUCUGACUCCCCAUCGCAAAAAACAACUAUUUCUGGAUCUGAUUAUACAACUAAACCUAUCGUAUUAGCCAAGGAAACAACUCCCUUCGGAUCUGGAAUAGAUAGUACCAUUGAAGCCAAAUCAUCUGGAGAAUCAACGGUUUCCGUAUCUGAUUCUACGACUAUUAGUGUAAUAGCCAAGGAAACAACUCCUGUCGGAUUUGAUAAUGUCACAAAAACUGUCAUACAAACUGAAGAAACAACUCCUUUCGGAUCUGGUUUGAUAUUCUCAAAAUCAAAAGAUGACCCUAAGACAUUUUAUAAAAAUCUAAAAGCUCUAAUAGAAACCUAUAAUACACUUAAACCAGAAUCAUCGGGAGAAUCAACUGUUUCCGGAACUGAUAGUACUACUAAAGCUGGAUCAUCUGGUAAAUUAACUAUUUCAGGAUCUGCAUGGAGAGACGAAUUAUGUCAAAAAGUUAUCAAGAGUGGUCAAUAUGAUCCAAAGGAGAUUUUUCCUUCGAUUCAGAUUUCUGAUUCAAUACCCCGAGUUCAAUUGUUAAGGAAUGGUAAUGAGAUUAUUUGGUCCAUAGAUGGAGAAGAUAUUUAUAAAAGAAAGGACUGCCACGAGGAAGAGAUGACCUGUUAUAAAGGCUCGGUCAGUUUGACUACACAAGAUCAAUUUUACAUGGCAAUUAGCAUUCUAGGAAUCGAUUCCAUUAUCAACUUCGAUAGCAAUUUGAGAACAAUUCAAAGAAACUCUUCCAAUACUCAAUUUUCAAUAUGUUAUUACAAUGUUAAAAAUAUCGAAGACAAUAUUAUGUGCACGUUGCCCACCACUGCUACUAAUAGUGAAAUCAUUUUAAAACAACAAGAAGACCGAAUUAUCGUAGAAUCUAAUGACAUUCAAAAAUUCUAUAAUAAUUCUUUCAUCUUACGGAUUUCUGGAGAUUUUGAGGUUCAAGGAACUAAACAUAAAAGCAACAUGUUGUUACAUACAUGCCAAGGUUCAACGGAUUAUACUUCUGAACUUACUACAACUUCGAUUGAUAGUACCAUUGAAUAUGAAUCAUCUGGAGAAUCAAAUUCUACCACUAAGCUUGUCGUAACAGCCGAAACAACACAUUAUGGAUCUGAUAGUACCAUUGAAGUCGAAUCAUCUGGAAAAUCAACUGUCUCCAUAUCUGAUUCUACCACUAAACUUGUCGUAGCAGCCAAGGAAACAACUCCUUUCGGAUCUGAGAGUACAAUUGGAGAUGAAUCUUCCGGAGAAUCAACUGUUUCAAUAUCUGACACUACAAUUAAACCUGUUAUAACAGCCAUGAAUACAACUCCUUUUGGAUCUGGAGUAGAUAGUACCAUAGAAUCUGAAUCGUCUGGAGAAUCAACUGUUUCCAUAUCUGAUACUACUACUAUAACAGACGUUAGAGGAAAUAAAACAACUCCUUUCGGAUCUGGUUGGUCAGAUCAAUCUUCAGAAUUUACUACAACUUCGCCAAUUUCCAAAGAUAUGUGCAACGUAGUGAAAAAAAGUGGUGAUUAUAACAUACAUCAAUUCUUCAAUGAACCUAAAAUUCCUGAUACAUUUCCCCAGAUAAUUUACUUGGAAAGAGUUGAUGAUCUAAUAAUAUGGAACGUUGAUGGAAACGAUAUUUUUAUAAAAAAAGACAAUUCAACGAGAAUAUCCCAUGUAGCCGAAGAACAAAUUCUUUGGCUAGAAAGACAAUCUUUAAAUCGUAGCAUUGAUAGCAAUAAUGAAGCAGUACAGAAAGAUAUUGAUGUUAGUGUUGAAGAAAUUGAUAACGAUGGAAAAAUACUCAAUAAUAAAACUUAUCCUCACUCAUUUAUUACUUAUCUAAUAGGUGAUUUUGAACUGAGUGGAGACAGGCAUAAAUUAAAAGUUGUUUUCAAGAUGUGCGAAGAUGAAACCACAUCAGAUACUACUACUAAAAGUUUCGUAACAUCCAGGAAAACAACUAAUUAUAGAUCUGAAAAUGCCACUGAAACUGUUAUACAAACUGAAGAAACAACUCCUUUUGGAUACGAAUGUGAUACUAAAUCUGACUCGCCAUCGCAAAAAACAACUAUUUCUGGAUCUGAUUAUACAACUAAACCUGUCGUAUUAGCCAAGGAAACAACUCCUUUCGGAUCUGGAACAGAUAGUACCAUUGAAGCCGAAUCAUCUGGAGAAACAACGGAUUCCGUAUCUGAUUCUACGACUAUUAGUGUAAUAGCCAAGGAAACAACUCCUUUCGGAUUUGAUUCUACGACUAAAGUUGUAACUAGCAAGAAAACAACUCCUACAGGAUCUGGAAUAGAUAGUACCGAAGUCGAAUCAUCUGGAGAAUCAACUGUUUCCUUAUCUGAUUCUACGACUAAAGUUGUUGUAACAUCCAAGGAAACAACUCCUUCCGGAUCUGGAAUUGAUAGUACCAUCGAAGUCGAAUCAUCUGGAGCAACUGUUUCCGUAUCUGAUUUUACCACUAAACUUGUCGUAACAGCUAAAGAAACUCCUUUCGGAUCUAGUUGGACAGAGCAAUCUACAAAAUUUACUACAACUUCUACAAUUCUCAAAGAUAUGUGCGACAUAGUGAAGGAAAGUGGCAAUUAUAACAUACAUCAAUUCUUUAAUGAGCCCAAAAUUCCUGAUUCAUUUCCCCAGAUGAUUUACUUGGAAAGAGAUGAUGAUCGAAUAAUAUGGAACGUUGAUGGAAACGAUAUUUUUAUGAGGAAAUACAAAUCAAGUAGAAUAUCCCAUGUUGCUGAAGAACAAAUUCUUUGGCUAGAAAGACAAUCUUUAAAUCGUAGCAUUGAUAGCAAUGUAAUACAUAAUAUAUUAUAG
Gordionus sp. m RMFG-2023 is the source of this 3273-nucleotide messenger RNA. Its product is annotated as mucin-22-like. The coding region runs from base 1 to 3273 and encodes 1090 amino acids. Lineage: Eukaryota; Metazoa; Nematomorpha; Gordioida; Chordodea; Parachordodidae. The transcript has 44 exons. The record is from RefSeq and is a predicted model, not a curated record.